CAAAUGGAUCCAAAAUCGCCGGGCAAUCAGUACGAAUCCAACGGAUAUGUCCAGUCCAGGAACAAGAACAUGGGGCAGCAACGGCCAGCAUUGCUCCCGAUCCAGGAUCAAAUCAACAAACGAUUUUUCGACGGCAACACUCGACAUAAUUUCCUGACCAGAGCUGCCACCUUCACCAUCACUUCCACCUGCACAUCCAUCGCCUUCUCGUCGUGCAUUCCUCGCGGUAAUUUACUUCCGGUGGCUCCGGCCGCUGUUCCCAACUGCCGGAGAAAGCGUGAGCUCCUAGCAGAAGACGAUGGCCAAUUUCCCAUCAAUCCCACCGAAGUUGGACUGGUGUUGUCUACCGUUCUGCCAAGGGCAACCAACGAAAUGAUGGCUGACGACCGUGAAUCCACGACUAUCGAGAUCGUUUCGUCGAAGGAAGAUAGCACAGGAUCACCAUCAGGAGCCAACUCGGAAAGGGAUCAAAAACUGAAAGUGAAACGAUUUUUCUACUGGCCGAAUUACAUCAGCACGGUGACGACAACUACCUGGUCGGUGGUUUCGACUGAACUGACACGGACAUUUGUACCCGGUGUCAAUUUGGACUGCCUGCCACCAGGUUACAAGGUUUGCCCCCAAGCCGGAUAAACAUAUUAUAAUCCGCUUCUUUUGUUAGACUUAACUUUUUUAACGUUUUGCUUAUUAUUU
Molecule: messenger RNA, 693 nt
Organism: Daphnia pulicaria
Lineage: Eukaryota; Metazoa; Arthropoda; Branchiopoda; Diplostraca; Daphniidae
Exons: 2
Coding region: 4-633 (209 amino acids)
Source: RefSeq, a predicted model, not a curated record